This is a messenger RNA of Erythranthe guttata (spotted monkey flower), 1772 nucleotides long. RefSeq names its product cell wall integrity/stress response component-like protein. NCBI's taxonomy places the organism in Eukaryota, Viridiplantae, Streptophyta, Magnoliopsida, Lamiales, Phrymaceae. The record is from RefSeq and is a predicted model, not a curated record.
UGUGUAAAACCGCGUUGUAGUGUAGAGCAUCCACUCUACUUCAAAAGUUGCAGUCUUGCUCCAUGUGACUGACCCCCCUUUCUCUGCAUUAAAGUCUUCCUCUUUUUAGCUGCUUCACUCCCCCAUACUCCUCUCUCUCUCUAACUCUCUCACUCAUCAACUUUCUCUCUCCUCAAAAUAAAUGCCUAUCUCCACUCUCCUCUGAAAUCCAGAUCCAAUUUUUGAGCCCUUUUAAAUCCCAAAAAAGGGGCCUCACUUAGAUCUUCAAAAACCACAAACAAAAAAACAUAGAUUAGAUUUUCAAGAAGAAAAAAAUGGCUCCACUUGAUUACUCCUCCCCAAAGAAGAAGGUACUUCUCCUCUAUCUAAUCUUGCUACUCUUCUUCACUUCUUCAUUCAUUUCUUCUGCCAAUCAAAACCCACCAAAGAUUUCAAGAAUCUUGUUAGAUUUAGAAGACGAUGAUCCUGAUAAUAGUAGUAGUAAUCAGCCAAUCAUCGUCAAGAAAAAAAAACCCGCUACUUCUUCGAUUGCAACAGAGGCUUCUUCGACCAAGAACAAAACCAAACUCGUUAAGCCGGCCGCAACUCCGUCGAAAAACCAAACGAAGGUAAUCAAAUCCACAGUCAAUGGCGAACUCAAGAACCAAACUAAGCCAUCUGAUUCGUCAUCCAAAAACAAGACGAAGCCAAGCUCAUCAGACUCUGCUACAACCACCACCAUUAAAACACCACUCAAAAAACUCAAUUCCACCUCGAAGAAAACAUCUUCCAACUCCACAAACACCAAAAAAUCAUCAGAUCUACCAUCAAUUACCAAACCAGCAAAAAAGCCCCAAUUGGAAAAAAUCAUCGCCGCGGAAAAAACCCUAAAAAAAAUCGAUUUCGACGACGACGAAGACGACGACCUAGUUUCCGAAUUCAGAGGCCUCCCAUCGAAAUUCCAGGAAUCAAUCGUCCCCGAUUUGGAGAAAAUUUCGAAAACCUCGCAAAUCUACCUCAACAAGUACAACAAGGAAUUCGCCAAGGGCUUCAAACCCUACGUCGGAAACAAAUACGCCGCCACGAUCGCCUCGUUCGCCUCCUUCGCCACCGUGAUCCUGCCACUAAUCGCCGUCUCUCUCAUCUUCAGCAGAAUCAAAGCUUACUUCUCUCUCCAGAAGCUGCUGAUCUUCGUCCAGAUCUACCUCGCCAUAUACUUCACGAUCCUCUGCUUGUCGUCGCUGGCCACGGGGCUCGAGCCGCUGAGGUUUUUCUACGCUACUUCGCAGUCCACGUACGUCUGCGUGCAGGUGCUGCAAACCCUGGCCUACGUGUUGUACCUCCUGCUGCUCCUGAUGUACCUGAUCCUCGUCUUCUCGACCGAGACCGGGCCCACCACGAAGGUGUUGGGUUUGGGGCAGACGUUCGUCGGGUUUGCGGUGGGGCUGCAUUACUACAUGACGGUGUUCCAUAGGGCGGUGCUCCGGCAGCCGCCGAAGAGUAGCUGGAAGGUACAUGGGCUUUAUGCCACGUGUUUCCUUGUGAUUUGUCUGCUUGGUAGGGUUGAUCGGAGGAAGAAGGCUUACUUAGUAGAGGGAGUUGAAGAGGGAAAAAAGAGUUGAUUUCUUUUAUUUUUUAUAUUUUUAUUUUAAUUGUGAAAUGUAAUUUUUGAAAAAUGAAGCUGGGUAAAAAAAAAAAAAAAGGGCCUGCUUCUAAUUAUUUUUUUUUCUUUAAACAAAAAUUAGUAAUUUAUUAGGAAUAUUAUUAAUAAAGAAUUUUUAAUUGCCUCUUAA